UUACAAACUGAGGGCUGUAGACGAGAAGUGGAGAAGAGAGACGAGGAAGGUGAGAGGAGGACAGUGAAUGUGAGAAGGAAAUACAGGAGAAGAGAGGAGAUCCUGGAUCUGAAUUAACAUUAGCAGCAUUGUCUUCCUGUGUUAUAUACCUCCCUGUGUUCUUUGUUCAGAGCAGGAAGGCAAGGGAAGAGAUGAGACGUUGCUUUCCGCAGGAACACUGAGGCUGCCUGCCUUUCUCUCUGCCUGCCUGGUUGGCUGGUCGUGCUGCCGGGAAACCCAUCCAUGUCCUUCCCUUUGUCUCUCCAUAAUUGGCCACGGCAGGUUUUCACAGCCAGGGAGGAGGAAAGCGACGUGGAAAUCUGAAAAGAGAGGACAGAGGAGAGAGAAGAAAGGAAGGGAGAAGAGAAAAGAAGAGGAUGAAGGGAGGGAGAGCCUCGUGACAAUGUUUUGAAGGAGAGACAAAACAAAAAAGCAGGGACUGCACACGGCUAGAGGUACAUAACCAGUGUCCUGGAUGGGAUUUGGAGUAUAUUUCCUCAUAUAGUCAAGGACAUUGGUGUCUUUUUAUCCACAAAGCUCACAGAUUCAUCUCCAAGACUGUUGUCUUUGUCUCUCAGUGGCAAAUCAUCACUGCAGACUGAGGUUCAAAUGAGCAGCUGCUUAUUUGGGUAAUGUCUUCUUGAGAAACUGGGAGUCUUUAAUCAGAUCUGCUUACUCUAGACCACAAGGAUUUAACUCACUGCACAUCCGCCCUUCCAUUAGAGUUAAACUAGUCUGAACCUAAAAAGUAGUGAAUGUACAAGUUGUGCUUUGGUGGAAACCAGACUUUGUGAUAUCAGAGAGGUCACGACCCCAAAGAUCCUGAGGGUUUGCCAGCUGAACAUUUGCACAUUUGAUGCAUCCUGUCCAGUGGUGUUACGGGUGUGAGUGUGAUCUGCAGAACUUCGAUCCCAACUGCAAAAUGACAUCUGAGGAGCUCUUCCACCUGCCGCUCAAUGUCUAUAUCAUCAUCCUGGGCAUCGGCCUCUUCAUCCUCAUGCUCACCCUCAUCUUCUGCUGCUACCUGUUCAGACUCAAGCGACAAGGUGCAAGAGAACAGUAUGGUUAUAAUGAGGUUGUUUUGAAAGGAGCGGGGAAGAAACUGAGCCUUCUUGGUCAAACAUGUGCGGUGUGUUUAGAGGAGUUUCGCAGCAGGGACGAGCUUGGAGUGUGUCCAUGUUCCCAUGCUUUUCACAAGAAGUGUCUGCUAAAAUGGUUAGAGAUCCGCAGUGUCUGCCCCAUGUGCAAUAAGCCCAUUUGCCGCCUCCAGCCUGACCCCCCGCAAGCACCUGAGCGGCCACAGAGUCUCCUGGAGGUCUGAGAGGAGAACACAUGUCCAGCAGCACUUCACGUUCUCUAGUCAGUUGACACCUGUCACUAAAGAGCCUGUUUCACCGUCUAACAGAUUGGAGUUUUAUUAAUGCAAACAUCUUUUAGGCAGAACUACUCUGGAAGUAGAAGAGAUAUAAUUGUCUGGGGUAAACCUUAAGUGCAGAGCCAAAGAGCCUACCUGGUAAACUAUGUAGGGGGAGAUUAUAACACUUAGAGGUGGUGAUGGUAAUAACCCUUCACUAAUACGUGAUAUGACACUCAUGAUAGCAGAUUAAGGCUAACUAUAAAGCCUAGAUACUGCAGCACAUAUAGCCAGAUGCUUAAGCUAAGUGCCUUAAAGCUACAGCUCCUCUAAAUGAGAUGCUACACCUGUCAGCAUCGGCACACAAUGAUGAGGACUGAUGCGUGUCCAAAUCCCACUUUACUCCUCAUUAAAUGUAAGUUAUGUACUGUAGGAAAUAAUCAAUAAGUGAACAAUUGUGGACAAUUAGCCCUGAUUUAUCUGGCUCCACUUAACUGCCAAGUUAACAGUGAGACAUAAGUCCUAAACUCCAGGCUUCAGAAAGCUCCCUCUGAAUAUUAUGGACAUCACAAAUUUCUAUUUUGGUAGCAAGAGUGCUACUGCUAGCCUUUUUAAAUGGGUUUCAGUUUAAUCAGUUGCUCAUCCUGCAGGAAAACUGAGGUCAGCUUUAUCCACUGCAGUGGCGCUCCCAGAAAUCUUUCACUGGGGUGGCCAGAGGGGGCCGCUAAAAAUCUUGGGGUGGCACACCAAAACCAAAAGCCAUAACUAAAUUUCAGGAAUUCAAUUAUGCUGUCGUAGUAUGGCUAGUUGUGAAUUAGGCUAUGCCAAUAUGGAGGGUGAAGGAAACACAUACUGAUGUACUUUGGUUUCUUAUUUUACAGUUAAUAAUACUAAUUAUCUGAUGUGUACAGACUAACACCCAUACCAAUAUUUUGAGUUCCACAACAAUACUGUGUUAAUACAUGGUAGGUGAUUCAAUAUUCUUCAAAUAGGCUGGUUGUCCGUUUUUCCUUAAAAAGACAAUUACACAGCUUUGAUUUGAGGGAGUUAACCGAUUGUAAGGAACAAAGUAUUUACUGGGAACAAGCCUUCUCAAGUUUAGGGGAGACUUGGGGGUACCAAUAAAGCCCAUUUUCACUCUGAUAUCUUGAGGUGAGAGUACAAGAGACCCCUUUGAAAAUGGGUUAUGCCAGUUGUUCACUCGCCAAAGUUUAGCCUAACUUUAGAGCUUUAUUUAGCUCCCUACCCAACAAGCUAUGCUGACAUGGUUGCAACCAAUUGAUGCCUUGGGCUGUCUGGCAUCAUCACCAAAAACAUGUUGUUGGCAUCAUUAUCAGAGUGUAGAGGCACCAGCUAGUUGUGAAAGGUUUAAACUCCCAGGUCGAGUAGCAAGCAGGGUCAGUUAAGACACCUUCCACAUCUGUGUCACCCACACAGUUGUGUUGGUCCCUCAGCAUGUUCAGGAUGUUGAUGUGGAGUUCCUGCUGUAACCUAACUAAUGAGAUUAUUUCUGCCCCCAGAGCAGCUCUGCCUCUGAAAAGUGUUUGUAUGACAAACUCCCGUCUGCUAGUUUUCACUUUGCCCAAAAAUGACAUGCAGCGCCACAUGAAUAUGAUGUGUCUUGGUCUUUCACCACAACUUAAGAGCCUGGAGCUUGGAAUGACACCAGACACCAGCUUUGAAGAUAUCACAACGUCCUUUGGCUCAUUGCUGCCCCAAAUUUAAUGGCAAAUGCAGAGACUGUAAUGAGUGGAGUGGAGUUGUAGAAAAGAUGAUAUUUGUAAACUAACAAGAACUGGGGCUGUUUGUACUUUGGCUGCAGUCUUUCAUUGUCUCACAGUCGGUCAGCUCCGUCCUACAGUGUGUUGCCAAGCUGAGUGUAGUGAAGUCCUAAAUGGUAAGACAGUGGAGUCAUAGGGGAUCUAAUAGAAAAGAUGCUGUCACAUGCGUGUGCAGCUACGACUAAGGGUCCUAAGUGACUCAACCAGUAAAAUAACACAUAAAGUAUAUACAUUGUUUUUAAGUUAUUUUUAAGGAACUGUUUUGUAUCCGUUAUCAGUCAUAACUGACUUUCAGUAAAAGGUAUUGUGUGUCAGUGAUGCUUAAACACUUUGACUGUCAUUCGUCACAUAGUUGGAUGUCAUUGUUGCCAGUGGGAUGGAUGAAAUCGUAUGUCUAAGAACUGCUCUGUACUGUAGUGAUAUAAAUAGACACACUGCACUGAUAUGAAGAGCCUGUUUGAGCUGGUUUCUUGUCUGAGUGAGGUGCAUCAUAAACAUAAUCCUCUAUAUGUAUCUACCAUGUAAUAUAUUAUGAGUACUGUGUAAAUUGUAAAUGCUUUUAAAAUUUCUGACUUUAGAAAAAAAUAUAUAUAAUCGGUGUUUUGAUAUGGUCA
Molecule: messenger RNA, 3788 nt
Organism: Epinephelus lanceolatus (giant grouper)
Lineage: Eukaryota; Metazoa; Chordata; Actinopteri; Perciformes; Serranidae
Product: RING finger protein 122-like
Biological process (GO): ubiquitin-dependent protein catabolic process
Cellular component (GO): nucleus
Molecular function (GO): zinc ion binding; ubiquitin protein ligase activity
Source: RefSeq, a predicted model, not a curated record